Molecule: messenger RNA, 3342 nt
Organism: Synchytrium microbalum
Lineage: Eukaryota; Fungi; Chytridiomycota; Chytridiomycetes; Synchytriales; Synchytriaceae
Exons: 11
Coding region: 1-3342 (1113 amino acids)
Cellular component (GO): cytoplasm
Molecular function (GO): flavin adenine dinucleotide binding; electron-transferring-flavoprotein dehydrogenase activity
Source: RefSeq, a predicted model, not a curated record
AUGCCAGUCUUUUCAUCGUCUGCCAGUCUUGCAGCAAGCAUUAUGGGAAGCAAUCCCAAUCUGCUCGCAACUGUGAAGCUGCCCUCACCCAUUGAACCUCAACCAAGUGGUAUCGAUCUUGAAAGCGGCCGUAAAUCAUACGAAAAACCCGCCUCGCCCAUUGCUGCCAUUCCGGGAAGUAUCGAAGUCUUGUCACCCAUUGUCCAAGACGAAGAUGAUGUCUUGGAUGACUUCCUCGGAUCCGACACGCUCCUGACCUUCCUUCGUCGCAAGAGUACCGACACCAACUCACAAAACCAAGUAUCAGAAGAAUCUAUUGAAUUGGCUGUUGCUAUUCGCAGUGCUGAACAAGCUGCCAAGUCUGAACCCGACCCUGAACGUAAACGAUCACUGAUUUUGCAACAAUUACGUCAAAUCGGUGAAGAAUUCUUGACCACGAACCCUACGGAUGUUAACGGUGGAAUGGAUUUGAACUUGUCUCAAAAGUCUUAUGAUGAUUUGCGAGGAACUCUUAAGAUGGCUGAAAAUGGCGAAGGUGAUGUUAAUUCUUGGUUGGCCAAGCUGGAAGGAACCAAGAAAGAAAUCCAUAAGGCUUUGUUACCCGUUAUUAGAGGUUUCACACCUUCCUUCGAAGUUGGUUCUAUGACGGACUUGACCUUGACCAAGCAACCAUCUGGACCACGACACGUAGUCGUUAUUGGAGGUGGUUUCUGUGGUACUCAUGCUGCCAUGAUUCUCGAUCGCAUUGGUCACUUCCAUGUUACCCUCAUUGACUCCAAAGAAUACUUCGAAUUCACCCCUGCAAUGGUCGCCGCAAUGUGUAAACCAGAAAUUGACAUCCGUGUCGCUCACACCAAAUACAUCAAGAAUGGUCGUUUCGAACUCGGAUAUGUGAAAUCCAUCUUGCCCAACGCUGUCAAGCUUGCUGACAAAACCAUCCCUUUCCACUAUUGUAUCGUUGCUACUGGAUCCACGUACUCUGUUGGGUUCAUCAAGGGCAAGAACUUGUCUACUAUUUACCGUACCAAGAAACUCAAGAGUGAAUAUGCUGCUCUUGAAAAAGCAAAACGUAUCGUCAUCGUCGGUGGUGGUCCAGUUGGUGUCGAAAUCGCUGGUGAAAUAGCUGAAAAGUUUCCACCUACCGAAAUCCGCAAGAUUGUCCUCAUUGACGGUAACACCAAGCUCCUUAAACGAUGCCCAAAACGUGCUCAACAAUUGGCACUAAAGACAUUGAAAAAGAUGGGUGUCGAAGUUAUCUUGAACCAACGUAUCGUUGAUUACUCUGAAGUCCGUGGUAACGGUGCUGAAUCGGCUACCAAGAUCAUCAAGAGUUCAGUUGGUGCCACUUGGACUUGUGAUCGUGUGUUUUUGGCUACUGGACCCAAACCUAAUUCUAGUAGUAUGAAGGAAGCUUUUGAGGAUCGUCUUGAUGCUUCUGGUUUCAUUAAGGUCAAUGAAUACUUGCAAGUCGUAAACUCUGACAACAUUUUCUGUGGUGGUGAUGUUGCCAAUAUUCCUGAAGAAAAGUUGGCCUAUGCUGGUACUGCUGAGGGUGUUGGUAUUGCUCGAAACAUUUGGAGGCUUGAUGCUGGUAAACGUCUCAUUAAACAAGGCCAAGAAGGCUUCAUCCCAGCACAGACGAAACCUAUGGGACAAGUGAUUUCAAUUGGUACCAAGACUGGCAUAUUUAAUGUAGCCACAGCCGCCACAGAUGCAUCCUGGCUUGCCAAUAGCUUAUUGAACCAGCGAGAUAUCUCGUCUAUACUCCCAAUAGAUCGAGCACUGUGGUAUGGUGUCAGUCUUAAUGGGAGUCUCUUCACAUCACAUGUGGUUUCGACAGCGAAGCUGAAUGUCAUCACAUCACCUCUGUCUGUCAAGUAUCAGCGGCUCAUACUGGACUUGUAUUGGGAUGCACAACAGAAGACCUUUCAGAUGUGCCCUCAGCCGUAUUCAUCUGCUAUUCCAUCACCGACAGUAACGACAUACACCCUGACAGCUACAGCCACCGUUACAACACGUAGUCCAUCACCAUCACCCUCAGGAGCCGAUGUGAACAUUAACGGAUACAUAUGCUCACAGAGUAUUAGAACAUUUCCACAACUACUACCCCAGUUCUCAACCUGGCUGAAUGGAACGUCGACACAGUUACUGGCAAACGUAGUGUUCCUGAUACUUAAUCUAAACGAUCUCGCAGUGACGCCCAAUUCCAAUGCAGCAGCAAGCACAACUACACUAUCAUCGUCGCUGCUAAGCAUUAUUGGCAACGCAUCCAUGUACACGCCCGCAGAUCUAGCCAGUGAUCGAGCAGAUAUCAACAACAGCUGGGGAUUUAUCAGCCCGUACUAUGUAACAACGUUCGACGCAACCACCAACAAGACCUCAACAACGAACGGGUGGCCUGUAGGUCAAUAUCUAACUCUUGUAGGCAAACGACUGCUAGUCGGAUUCGGAUCCAACACCAUCUCAGCAACCAGAUACGACACAUCCAUAGACGCCAACACAAUAUUCUCAUCCGCAAGUCUCGGCUCAACAUCCUUCCUAUCCACAGACGCUGUAGGCUCGCUCGCCAACUGCUCGAGACCUACAACAGGUAUAUCGAUGAUUGGCACAGGAGGGUUUGAUUCGCCUUAUUACCCCGUCGCGCAAGGAACAAGUGCGUUAUCGUACUCGUUUGCGAGUGUCACGGAUACAGUCACGACGCCAUUCACAUCCACGAAUCUGGUCAAUGUAGCACAAUGUGGGUUUACGCCGAUAUUUACGCAGAAUUAUUCAAUGGAUGCAUUAGCGAGUACUAUAUGGACGUGGGAAGUCGCUGAGCCGAGUAAUCAGGGUCGGUGUGCUGUUAUGAAUAAAGAUUCCGGGAGAUGGGCGGCUGCUGAUUGUGAUGUGCGGUAUCCUGUUGCGUGUCGGUCGAUAACGAAUCCAUAUAACUGGACAAUACCAGACGGAAUAGAAUACUACUGGAACGGUGACUCGUUGUGUCCCGCAACAUACCGAUUCGCUAUACCCAGAUCACCAAUAGAAGCGACACACUUACACAACGUGCUCCUCAACACUCCAAACAUUGAUAGAUUGUGGAUAGAUUAUAACUCGGUAUCAUUAAAAGGCUGUUGGGUCGUAGGAGGCAACACGGUAUGCCCAUACUAUGACGCGACGCUCAUCAUCCCUGAAAUCAUUGCCGCCAGCUUGAGAGAGGGCUUGCUGGUCGUGAUUGUUGGAUUUCUCUUUCUGUUGUGGCAGAUAAAUAGACAGUUGCAGUGGAGACGGUUGAGGAUUAGACGUGUUACUGUGAGGAAGAGGAUUGAAGCCAUGGAAAAGGAAUUCACAGCUGUAGCCUCAUGA